AACUUUGUAUAUUGGUAGUUCCAGACGGUGUAACGGGAACAGUAACAACAUCUAAUGAGUCUAGAAAGAAAGAUGACUUUGCAGUUUGUAUACGCAUGGGCUACAGGAGAUGAAAUGAUUUAGCUGCACAGUGAAGCAGCUGGGAAAGGCGGGAGAGGGAGGAACAGCCACAGCUUCUCUUCUUUUCCUUUCUCUGCAUGUCUUCUGUUUAGUGCCUCCUCCCUCUUAGUGACCCCUUAUCUAACCCUCUGUACCGUCAGAGAAAUCCAGACAGUGGAAGCAUCCGACUCAUACAUGACAUACCAACACAUGCUUUUUUAAGGGACGAUAUAGAAGGGCCUGCAAGUAUAGAACAAAAUUAGAGGUGCGAGCAGGAUCCGGGGAAGAAGCACCAAUUGGCUAAUGGUGUGAGUGGAUCUCAUACUCCCACAGCGCAAGCUUUAGGCAAAGGAUUGAAACAAUAAGAUAUCUAUCGCUGGAGGCACACAAAAAGGGCUGUUCUAGGUGAUUCAUAAGCAGCCUUGUGGCUCUCUCCAUUUAAUAUGCAGGACUAACAUAAGCAAAAUUGCUGUUGCCAAAGUGACCAUGCGGAGAGGAAUUUUACUCUUUCUGUGUAUGUUAGUUCUGGGGAGAACAUCGGUUAUACACUAUAAGUGCGAAUUCACACACGCUUUAAAUGAAAAACUGCUAUAUGAUAACAGAUUGACCUACAUGGGGGACUACUUUCCGAAGGAUUACAAAAUAAUUGUGAGAUAUGAAGAAGUUCUCCGCUGUCAAAACAUCACCAGUCUGAGGAACCAAGGAACCACAGUAGAAGAGUUACGUUCCCUGUGGAGUAUAAUAAAUGAAGGAAUAUUGAUGAAAAUCAUAGAAGUGUUGCCAGAGAAACACCCCUCCUUUGGUUACAUCAAAGAACUUCUUAAAAUCUUUACCCAACUGUUACCUGACAAUUUAAAGAUCCAAACAGAAAUUAUUGAGGAUAUCAUGGAAAGACUGAGGAAACCAGAUGAAACUGGACCAGGGAAAGCAGUUCGUCCCAAGGCACUGCUAGAUAACUGCUUCAGAGUCCUGUAUGCACUUUAUGAGGAGGAAUGUAAUCUUUGUAACCCCAGGUCAGAAGCCGAGGAUGACACAUUGUGUCCUUCAGCAACAAUUCCACCAAUAAUAGAUUAUAAAAACUCCUCAUAUGAGAGAUAACACUGUAAAAUUCAGUUUUGUGAUUUUGCAUAUGUCGGAGACACAGAAUAGUCAGUACAAUUCUUUCUUCCAUUCUUGAUACAUAAUCUUAAUUAGUACAAGUUAAGACAAUUGCAUUGUACCAUGUAUUAGACACUAUGGAAUCAUUAUUUAAGUGCAAGCACCGGUAACUUUAUAUGGAAACCAGUUCUGAGCUGAAUGUUUGUAUCAAAGUGCCAUAUCUGCUAAAUUGCAAUGUUUUAAAUAAGGGCUGUGCAACUGGAGGCUCGUAGGCCAUAUGCGGCCCUCCAAAGAUAUUUAUUGCCCCUCAGUCUGCUCCAAGGCACCAUAGACUGCACUAUAUGACGUCAUAAAUGCAAUUCAAUCCGGCCCCACUACAUGUAAAAAGUUGCACUGCACUGGACUGCACUAGAUAAUAAAUAGAAUACAUUUCCCUGGGAUUGCACUAUUUAGUAUAGUCCUUUUUUGCAUCUUUAGAAAUAUUUCAGUACACUUCUAUGAUAUUUAUUCGGUACUUUGAAGACUUAUAAAGAAAGUGAUGUUGCAAAGACUCUGGUAACAAAAAUACAGAUUCAUAAAAUGCAAUAGAUUUAAAGGUUCUCUGCAUAGAUAGUUUUACACUGCUUUGCAUAUUGUUCACUAGUGCAUGGUGCAUUGUUCCCUAGUGUUUGGUGCAUUGUUCAUUAGUGCAUGGUGCAAUGUACCGAAUUCACUUUUUUGGAUUUGGCCGAACCCCAAAAUCCUUUGUAAAGGAUGCGACCGAACCAAAUCUGAAUCCUAAUUAAUCCUAAUCUCUAGUGCUUGGUGCAUUGUUUACUAGUGCAUGGUACUAUGUUCUGCAUUGGUUGGUGCAUUGGUCUACUUGUAUGUUAUGCACAAUGCAAAUUACUGAAUUACUGUCCCUAUCCUGCUUGACUAUAAUUCCUCUCAGUUUUUCAUGGUCUUGCAAUAUCAGAAUUUGUAAUACAGAACUGAAGGAAGUAACCAUAAAGUAAACAACCCAGAAACCCAGUUGCAGAAAAAAAAUGAUAUAGAAAUUACAUUGAAGGGUUUCAAAAUGAAGAAGAGGGGGCACCAGACAAUAGAGGAAGGCUAGGGCCUACUUGAAGGGGUGUGGAUUGCAAAAACUCAGGUAUCCAGCCUGUAACCCUCCAGUUGUUGUUGACUGUUGGUAGUGAGAAUUUCCCCUCUAAAGUGGGGUGUUACUUUUUGCCAAGACUAAUUCAGGAUAAGGCUUAGUCCAGCAGCCCCCUCUCUCCAUGUGUUCCAGUCCUCCUGGUCUGGACCUGGGCAGCGGGAGGGAAUUGCUAAUUUAGAAAAUGUUACUGCACUCCUUUGCUAAACCAGCCAAACUCCCUGCUAAAAAAUGGAAUUUUGACUCCAUGUGAGUACAAGUAAGAAUUAAUUGUGAGUGCCAUUUUGCUGCUAAUUUAUAAGCAAUGAUGCAAGCAUCUUAUGUCUCCUUGUGACCAGCUUUGGCUAAAGCCUCCUAUAUUUUAUAUUUAUGAUACUAUAUGCUUUACCUUGUACUACUAAAUCUUUCACUGUUGCUACUGCUGUCCUUUUGAAUAAUUUCCAGUAACGUUUUCAUAGAUACAGGCUGGCUAUAUCUGUGUAACAUUCUCAUGUUAUUAUUUUGUUGUUGCCCCCCGUUAAUCUGCUGUGCGUGUGCUGAUGUUUGCAAUCACAGCUCCCAGCAUGGGAUACAUGCUCUCUUACAUGCUCGUGUUUUUUAACCAUUUUCUUGGUUUGUUUUAUUUGCAUAACAGCCGCCUAAUGGCUCUGUGAGCUCAGCGCAGAAGCAUGACCAAAGCUGCAUGACCGGUUAUGGGAUUUCUCAGUGCACGUGUAUGUUUGUCAAUCAUCUGAUAUCAUGGAACUGAGAGAUACAGCUCUGCUUCCCCACAGAAUGGAUUGUAUUGGACCUAAAUCUAUUCUCUUCAGUAGCAUUACAACACUUCCCUGGCAUCCCUGCAAAACAAUAUUAUGGCAGACCCCUCUAUAUCACAUGGAUGUGGCCCUUUUUGGGCCCCCCCACCACUGAUAUUGCUAACCCUAACUAAAGAAUAGAUAUUUAAUGUGGCUUUAGAAACAAAAUAAAUAACAACUAAUAAGACCCCUAGGUACAUAUAAUUAGAUCACAUAGGAUUAAAAAAUAAAAUACCUUAUGAACUUUAAAUGCAUUAUGUAUAUAUUGAGAGAUGUACGGUAUGUUUAUGGAGGGAUUGGGAUUGAGAAACUUGAGGUUAUUGGAAUUGGAUUUCUGAGUUUGCUAAGGACCCUUGGCAUUCAAUCCCUUUCUUAUAGACUGGGAUUAGGCUGGCCUGGCACUGUGCAUUUAUUAAGGUAACCAGAUACCAUAAAUAUAUACAUAUAAGCAAUGUUUAUUACAGAGAGAGACUUUUUGCAAUUACAAAGGUUAACUGUGGUGUGGGAGAUUUUGCAAAAAAACCCAAACACCUAAAAGGGAGAAUGCAAACAGACUAACAUAAUACUCUAUGGGAUUAUCCAAUGGCACACACUAACAGAAAAGUAUCAUUUUAAUGAAAAGGCUUUAUUUACAUGAAACUGUUUUACAUAUGGACUGUUUUAAUACAAUUUAUUUUUAUAGAGAUUUGCAAUGCUUAGGGGUAUAGUUAAUGGUCUCACAUGCAGUGAAUUUAUGAUAUUUGGGUGGGUAAAGGAUUCUAGGAACAAGAAAUUGUUGGCAAGGAGGGAUCUUAGAGCAUAUCUUGCACAGGGUCCCAUGCAGGGGCAGGGGCAAAUUGAGAAACAUGUCUCAGGUGGCAGCACCCAGUAGGUUGCCACACGUGGGAAAAAGCCACUCCUGGUAACUUUGAGCUGAAAUUCCUGUUGUUAAAUUUUGGCUUCUCUAAUGCUAGGGUUACCUUGUUUUUCUUUCUGUAACUCUGGACAGAGGGCAGUGAUGUUACAGGGGCAAAUGGGUGAUCUCAGGUGUAGUACGGGUUAUUUCGGGGGUGGGGCUGUGAUGUUGGGUCUUUGAAACAGUGAUUGGCUAAUAGACAAGGGGUGUCCUCUCAAGAUUUUCCUAAUUUGGAAAAACAGGCAGGCAGUUUUUACUCAGAAAGCCCUUAUGGAACAAGGCAGGCAACCCUGUCUAAUGCAGAGAGUACUGCUGCGUUCUCUGCACUAGCUAUAUGGCCCCUCCUCACCCCUAAAGGAUCACAAAAAGUUAAGUGCAGGGGUGAGGGGUGGCAUUGUGUAGGCGGCAAUGAGGGCAGAAUCACCCUUGGGGGCCCAUUUACUUACUCACGAACCGGCCGAAUGCGUCCGAUUGCGUUUUUUUCGUAAUGAUCGGUAUUUGCCGAUUUUUUCGGAAAAUUAUUGUGACUUUUUCGUUGCCAUCCAAAUGUUGCGCAAAAUCUGGCGAUUUUUUCGUAGCGCUAAAACUUGCGCGAAAAGUCGCGUCUUUUUCGUAGCCAUUCCGAAAGUUGCGCAAAAUG
Messenger RNA from Xenopus tropicalis (tropical clawed frog), 4661 nucleotides. RefSeq names its product interleukin 34 (gene il34). The record is from RefSeq and is a predicted model, not a curated record. NCBI's taxonomy places the organism in Eukaryota, Metazoa, Chordata, Amphibia, Anura, Pipidae. Gene Ontology annotation, cellular component: extracellular region. Gene Ontology annotation, molecular function: macrophage colony-stimulating factor receptor binding. Gene Ontology annotation, biological process: positive regulation of cell population proliferation. The transcript has 6 exons. The coding region runs from base 586 to 1197 and encodes 203 amino acids.